AUGUCAAAAUCAGGACCUCCCAAGGUGCCAGAACAGCAGCGGAAGCUCUUUGUUGGAGGUCUGAGCUUGCAAACAACAGCUAAAAGUCUGCAAAGCCAUUUUGCAAAAUGGGGGAAAGUAACAGAUUCUGUGAUCAUAAGAGAUCCAGACACCCAUCGGUCCAGAGGCUUUGGGUUUGUCACUUACGCCACAGUGGAGGAGAUGAAUACAGCCAUGAAGGCAGGUCCACAGCAGGUGGACGGGAGAGCUGUGGUACUCAAGAAAGCAGUGCCAAAAGAAGAGUCUCAAAGAUCCAGUGCCCUCUUGACUGUGAGAAAGAUUUUUGUCGGUGGCAUCAAAGAAAACACUGAAGAACAUCACCUAAGAGAUUAUUUUCAGCAAUAUGGGGAAAUCCAAAUGAUUAAAAUCAUGACUGAUCAAGGGAGUGGCAGGAAGAGAGGCUUUGCUUUUGUGACCUUUGAUGACCAGGAUUCUGUAGACAAGAUCAUCUCUCAGGAAUACCACACUGUGAAUGGUCACAAGUGCACAGUGAGGAAAGCCCUUCCUAGGGGAGGGAUGACCAGCACUCCACCCAGCCAGAGGGGAGGAAUCAGCUCUGGAAACGGUGCUGUUCCUCGUGGAGGACACUCCAGUGGUCAAGGUGGGUCCAGAGGUGGAAUCAGCUCUGGAAACGUGGUCAAGGUGGGUCCAGAGGUGGAAUCAGCUCUGGAAACGGUGCUGCUCCUCGUGCAGGACACUCCAGUGGUCAAGUGCCUGGUCUCAGGAGCCCUGCCACUGGCCGAGUCCAAGCCGUAG
Condylura cristata (star-nosed mole) is the source of this 795-nucleotide messenger RNA. Its product is annotated as heterogeneous nuclear ribonucleoprotein A1-like. The transcript has 3 exons. Lineage: Eukaryota; Metazoa; Chordata; Mammalia; Eulipotyphla; Talpidae. Gene Ontology annotation, molecular function: RNA binding. The coding region runs from base 1 to 795 and encodes 264 amino acids. The record is from RefSeq and is a predicted model, not a curated record.